Molecule: messenger RNA, 1432 nt
Organism: Triticum aestivum (bread wheat)
Lineage: Eukaryota; Viridiplantae; Streptophyta; Magnoliopsida; Poales; Poaceae
Product: transcription factor MYC2-like
Exons: 2
Coding region: 4-1122 (372 amino acids)
Molecular function (GO): protein dimerization activity
Source: RefSeq, a predicted model, not a curated record
CAGAUGAACAUGGAGGACGAGCCAGCUCCGUACAUCAUCCCUGCCGGCGACGGGGCCGCCGUCGGCAUGCAGCAGUCCGUCCUAGCCGAACUCGAUUUCCUCCCCUCACACCACACCGGUGGCUGCAGCUUUCCCUCCUCAUCCUCCACCUCCUCCUCGUUCCGUUCGGCCUCGCUCUCUUGCAGCCCGGAGAACUCCUCGGCGCACGCCCUCGCGACGCCCGCCGCCGGCCUGCAGUUCCCGGAGGUCUCCUCGCAUGUACCGCCGCUGGUGCUCCCAUGUGACGAUGACUACCACCAGUACGUCCUGAACUUCCACGACACGGCCGCAAUGGAGCCUGCCGUGGUGCCGGCAAGCGCGUUCAGCCGCUACGCGCGGCACCUCGGCGCGAGGCGGAGGCCGAAGCCGGCAUGCGGGCAGAAGAUGUUCAAGAAAUCCAUGUCCGUCCUGGUCAAGAUGCAAACGGCGGUGAGGUACAGCCACCAGCAGCACCACUUCCAGCAAGCGUCGGCGGUGGCCGAGCUGUCGUCGGUGAACCAGCUGCAGCACAUGAUCUCCGAGCGCAAGCGCCGGGAGAAGCUCAACGACAGCUUCCAGGCUCUCAAGACCGUCCUUCCUCGCGGCUCCAAGAAAGACAAGACGUCGAUACUGAUCACCGCGAGGGAGUACGUGAAGUCCCUCAAGUCCAAGGUCUGCGACCUCGAGGAGAAGAACAAGGCGCUCCAGGCGCAGCUGGCCGAGUGUGCCCGCGCCGCCGGCCGGGUCGAAGAAGACGACGCCGAGAAGGUCGAAAUCCAAAUAACCAGAGCGGCGGCGGAUCGGGAAGAUGGGACGACAACGAGUGAGGUUUGCACGGUGAAGAUAGCAGCGAGGCCGGCGCAUGGCAACACGAACGUGGUGCUCAGGACGCUGCAGUGCCUCAAUGACCAGAUGGGGGAAGAGGACGUCAGCCUGGUGGCCAUGAGCACCAGCUAUGGCGACGGCGUCAACGGCCUCACCGGAGCAUUCCUGACGAUGCAGCUCAAAGUAAUACACUCUUCUUAUUCUUAUUCUUUUCUUUACAGUAUGCUUAGAUAUUUUGAUGGGAACUCCAUUCGAAAUAAAAUAAAACUGUAUACAUAAUCAACCAACUGAGCUGAGCAUGAUGUAAAAUUGUACUAGCAAGUAGUACAAUCCAGUAACUGGAUCACGUGUUGGCUUCAUAUAUUUCAACAAGUUGGCCAGUGGACGUGUCACACACACUCCGGCCGAAACCCUAAGCGUGCGUGCACACGUGAACUGUAAGCUAGGCUAACCUUAGGUAGGUAGUAAGUGUGUGUACCAGGUUACCUGAGAUUUGUCAUAUGGAAUCUCUCGGUUGACCAAAAUGACCAACGUAGCGCACCAGCAAGCUAGAUUUUUACUACAAUGAUGAUGAAAAGUAGUAACUCAU